AUGUCACAGACGGAUUGCCCGCAUGUGCUGAUCCCUUCCCUCCCUCCGUCUCUUGCCAUGCUUUCCCAGCCAUUAGAGGAGGCCAGGGGCAGCGCAGGGCCAGGCGGAGUGGGGCGAGGUGGGGGUGGGGGUGGUGAGGGGGCGCCAGACACGAGCAACGAUGAGGAGAUUGCGCGGUUGCUGCAGCAGGAGCUGAGUCUCGAAGAGGGCGGGCUCUCGCAUUUGCCUGCAGCACCUCCUGUUGGCAGCAACAACAGCAGCAGCAGCAGCGGUGGGGUGGGAAGCGCGGGAGCAGGGAGGGCAGCGGGUGGAGGGCAGCAGCACCCUGUGUGGUCGGCGCUGGUGCCGGCUGUGUGCAAGCCCUACCAUGCAGCAUGCCUUCAUGCCAUCACACCAUCACACCUUGUGUCGUCUCUCCUUGCUCUUCUCUCCCCCCUCCACCAGUUCAACAUCAAGGACGGCAAGCCAUACCAUGCAGCAUGCCACCGACAGCUCUUCCACCCCAAGUGCACCGUCUGCCAGGACUUCAUCCGCCCCAACCCAGCAGGCAUGAUCAACUUCCGCUCGCACCCCUUCUGGGGCGACAAGUGGUGCCCCGCCCACAUGACAGACAGCACGCCCUCCUGCACCUCCUGCUCCCGCCUGCAGUCCCGCGGUUCCCCCCCAUUUAUUGAUCUGCCAGAUGGGCGGCACCUCUGCCUUGACUGCGUUGACUCCGCCGUGCUAGACUCCGCAGACUGCCGCCCGCUUUUUUCGUCCGUUAGUGCCUUCUUUGCUCAGCUGGGGAUGCCAGUGCGGCAGCAGAUUCCGGUGCUGGCAGUGGAGCAGCAGGCGCUGAACGAUGCUCAGAGGGCGGAGAGGGAGGGCCAUGAGCACGGGUCUCUCACGCGGGGCCUCUGCCUGUCAGAGGAGCAGACCAUUCAGAUGGUGGUGCGUUUGCCCGGCUCACUCACCCACGCCUCCUCCUUCUCGGCAGUGGGGCAGCAGACCAUGACAGUGUCCCGCCACUGCGCGGUCACCGCUAUCCUCGUGCUCUAUGGGUUGCCCAGCUGUGCUGUGGUGGAUGGCACUUGUCUGUCUGUGGCCCAGCAGACCAUGAUGGUGCCUCACCAUUGCGCUGUCACUGCCAUCCUCGUGCUCGAUGGGCUGCCCAGCACCCCUCUGCCUGCUUCUUCUCUCCACCUGCCUUCAUCCGCCCCUCUGCCCCUCCCACUCCCCAUCAGAGUACUGACCGCGUCCAUCCUAGCGCACGAGCUCAUGCACGCAUGGUUCAAGCUCGACGGUACGUAUGCCCCCUCCACUGCGCAUGCCAUCCCCCAUCGCGCAUGCCAUCCCCCAUCGCGCAUGCCAUCCCCCAUCGCGCAUGCCAUCCCCCAUCGCGCAUGCCAUCCCCCAUCGCGCAUGCCAUCCCCCAUCGCGCAUGCCAUCCCCCAUCGCGUAUGCCAUCCCCCAUCGCGCAUGCCAUCCCCCAUCGCGCAUGCCAUCCCCCAUCGCGCCAUCCAGCUAGAGGAGGGCAUGUGCCAGGUCAUGGCGUAUUUAUGGCUGCAAACCCAGGCCCCUCCAGCCCCACACGCCCCAUCACAAGCCCCAUCACAACAAGCCUCCUCCGCUGCUCCACUAGCUCACGAGGCGCACAGCAGCUUCCAGCAGCGCUUUGCAGCGUUCUGCCUGCACUCCAUUGCUACUGAUGCCUCCCCCGUGUACGGCGAUGGGUUUCGUGCUGCCCAUGCUGCUGUGCUGAAACAUGGACUGCUGCCUACUCUCGAGCACAUUCGCGCAUGCAGAGCACUGCCUAGAGUGUAG
This is a messenger RNA of Closterium sp. Naga37s-1, 1803 nucleotides long. The record is from the annotation of a GenBank genome assembly. NCBI's taxonomy places the organism in Eukaryota, Viridiplantae, Streptophyta, Zygnematophyceae, Desmidiales, Closteriaceae.